CACUGACUGACACUCACUGACUUUAACACACUCACUGAUUGACAGACUCGCCGACACACUCACUAACCUUAACACAUUCACGGACACACUUGCCGACACACUCACCUUAACAUACUGACAUACUAACACUGACUUUAACACAACCUAAAUAGACUGACUGACUGACACACUCACAUUUACUGAGACACUCACUGACUGACACAAUCGCUGACACACUCAUUAACACUUGACAUUUUUACACUGACUGAGUGACACACUUAGUGACACAGACUGACGCUCAUACUGACCCUUGUCAGUCUGUCAGUAUGACUCACUGACACAAUCACUGACGUACUCAUACUGACCCCAACACACUGACUCACUGACACACUUACACACACACUGACACACUCAUACUGGCCCUGACACGUUGACUCACUGACACUCCCCUGGGUGUAUUACACACAGAAGAAACAGAUUUGUUGCUCUGCAGAUGUUCCUUUGUUAGAGUGUGAUGGGUAAACGGAGGAAAUCUCUCCAUGCAGCUCCAGGAGAGAAAGACGAUGCACCAUUGGCCACCGUAAGAAAGGUGAGAAAAAAAUGCUCCAUGCUUGGAGAAGAACAGAUUGCAGAGAAAGAAGAGGCAUCAGAAUGCAAACACGGAACAGACCUCAUCACUGUGACGAGUGAACAAUCAGAGUCAGAAGCACAAGAUAUUAACCUUACAGAGCAAAGAAUUGAUCUGAAGCAGGGGGGUGAGAAAGGAAGCUUCACAGUGAACACAUGCCAAGAGGGAGACCUAUUUCUGCUACCAUUAUCUCAGAAUUCAGCUGGAAGGUUUGUUCCUACCUUUGCAAAACCAAAGAAGCGUCUUUGCCGCAGCAGCUAUGUGAAGCACGCAGCAACAGAGAGUAAACUUGAAGAAGAUGGCAAUUCUCAGAACACAUACCUUCCAGAUUCAGACAGUAACUUUGGUACCAGCCACCGAGUGCAGGUAUCACAGUCAUCUCCAGAACGGAUUGUGCUGAAUAUAACCAGUCAGGGAAAUGCUGAGGAACUGUGCAGAAGUCAGCAUGGAACUGAGGUUGCUGAUGGGAUAAUGAAACUGGACUGCGAUGAGGACGUAGUGAUUGGAACUAUGCAGGCAGGGGCUGAGCCAGCGGGAUGUGAACAACAGAGACACAAUCACACCGCAGCAAACAGCCUGGGAGAGCCUGAGUGUUCAGAAGCUGAGCAAGUCAACACCAGGUUCUGCUCCAGCCUUUCAACAGCAGCCACCGAGGAGCAGACUUCAAGCGAUUGUCAUGUGGAACCACAGCCUGGUCCGAAGGAUGGUCUCACUGAACAACCAGAGCUUGAAAGUUCAGAAAAACCCUUACCCAACACCGAGCUCGGCCCUUCACAAAGCACCAUCUGCCCGGCUGAGAACACGGGAGAAAAUCUUGCUUCCAAUAUUGAUCAAGUGUAUUGUGAACAACAGUCUAUGAAUCAAACUCAAGAUGGAACAGAUAGGAAGAUGUUGCUGGUGAACACUGAGACAGUCCAAUCCCGUGACUCCCCAUGCUUGGAUAACACUGAUGCCCAGAUUAACACAGCACUAAACCUCACCGAAGAAAUAGCUCCAGCUGGGAGCCAGCCUCAGAAUCGGAUUGGCAUUGAACCGCUGAUUGAAGGUCCUGAUGGGGUUUUGCCUUUGGCAGAUAAAGGAAUGGCGGACUGCCUGGAUGCGUAUCAGCAGAAGGAAAACAUUAAGGAAGAGGGACAAGGAAAUAUAAAUAAAGAUUUGGAAUGGGGCUCAGACGGUCUGGGUGUUAAUGGCUUUGUGGAUUUAUGGAUGAAGCAGGUUCAGGCAGGAACCAGCACAGAAGCUAAAAAUACAGACAAAACAAUAGGUCCUGACAAAGCCGGUUUACCUGUGGAGGAGAUGUUAUGGGACAUCACUGUGGAGGACUUGAGCUCACAGCCCUUGACUAGUGCGCAACAUCACACCAGCUCACAGUGCUUGACCAGCGGGCAGCCCAAGGCCAGUGGGCAGCCAGAUACCAAUGGGCAGCCAGACACCAAUGCGCAGCCAGACACCAGUGAGCAGCCACAGACCAGUGAGCAGCCACAGACCAGUGAGCAGCCACAGACCAGUGGGCAGCCACAGACCAAUGGGCAGCCACCCACCAGUGGGCAGCCCCACACCAGUUCACACCGCUUGACCAGCGGGCAGCCCAAGGCCAGUGGGCAGCCAGACACCAAUGGGCAGCCAGACACCAAUGGGCAGCCAGACACCAGUGAGCAGCCAGACACCAGUGAGCAGCCAGAGACCAGUGAGCAGCCACAGACCAGUGAGCAGCCACAGACCAGUGGGCAGCCACAGACCAGUGGGCAGCCACAGACCAGUGGGCAGCCACCCACCAGUGGGCAGCCACCCACCAGUGGGCAGCCACCCACCAGUGGGCAGCCACCCACCGGUGGGCAGUCACAGACAGGUGGGCAGUCACAGACCAGCAUCUCACUAGUAUCCACUCCAGAAUGUUUGCAAACUUUAGCAGAGAAACAAGGUGAUAUUUCAAUGACUCUGCCGACUUUGAAAUAUGAAGCAAUGGCAUUCUAUCUUGAUAGCAAUCACCAGAGAGCAGUUAUCGGAGAGACUGCAUGGUGUGAUAAAUCAAAAGAACACAACAGUAUAACCAUCGCUGGAGUCGGAGGCUGUGCUCUGUCUGUGGAAGAUGUAGGUCCCUCAAGUAUGGAACAGGAAAGCAAAAGUACUCAGUGUAUGGUACCUGAGAGCGGGAUCCAGAGGAACAGAAGACAACCAAACCUACCCUCCAACAUGCAAACCGAGGUGGUCUGCCCAUCCACUCCUGAUAGGCUGCAGCCAGAUUCUGAGUUGCAGCUCACUGAACCAACGGAACAGCGAGAUGAAAGAAAGGAGAUCUCUCUGCCUGUUGAGCCUGUGGAUGAUGACACUACCUUUGGAUCUGAGCUGGAAGACCGGGAGUUGAGUGAAGCUGCAUUGGAGUUGAUGUCUGCUCCAAUUGAGGAAGAGGAUGCGACUGCCGUUGUCUGUGGUCUUAUUAACGAGCUAUCGAAAAUGAACCGCCUGAUUAUGGUUGCUCACAGGGAGCAAGAAAGACUGAAAAGGCAGAAGCAGAGGAAAGGGAAGGCUGCCGGGAGAUACGCUCAUACCCCACUGGCCACAUACUCUGUGAAGAGGAAAGAUCUGUGAGAAAGCCAAAAGACCAGCUCGCAGACCCUGGUAACUAAAGUUAUUUGUUUCACUGAGAGUUUGAAAAGUUCAUGUUGUAAAGACCAAUUUGUAUUUGCCACGUUGUUGAGCACGGAUGUGCCAGCAAAUUAGCAAACUAAAAAUUAGUAAUAUGUUAUCAUUCUGGGUGUUUAAUGCUUUGUAAGUGUGGGGAGCAUAAUUAGCAUGUUUCUGUGUUGUGGGAUUGCGGGCAGUGUUUGUCUGAAUAUGGUGCUCCACUCACUUCUCCAUUGACCUGCUUUUGUAAAGGGAGGGAAUGUUUUGAUGGCCGUUGUAGCUCACUUUGAGGAUUUAGUUCUUAUUGUUGUCUUUUUAAAUAUAAUGAUUUGUAAGUAUUCAUUGAAAUAAAGCAUGUGUUCAGUUUG
This is a messenger RNA of Callorhinchus milii (elephant shark), 3600 nucleotides long. RefSeq lists its product as uncharacterized. The transcript is spliced from 10 exons. NCBI's taxonomy places the organism in Eukaryota, Metazoa, Chordata, Chondrichthyes, Chimaeriformes, Callorhinchidae. The coding region runs from base 494 to 3196 and encodes 900 amino acids. Gene Ontology annotation, biological process: double-strand break repair involved in meiotic recombination. The record is from RefSeq and is a predicted model, not a curated record.